AAUGAUAUCAGAUUGUCGUAUAUCGGUUGGGCGUUAGGUUACGAAUUUUGGUAAUUUUCUGGGUCUGGUUUAGAUACUACACUUGCGAUACUUGUUCAUUUUUCGCCAUGGCGCUUUGGGUUUCUGCAAAAUUUUUAGCGCUUUACUUAAUCUUUCCAAUAAAAAUUCUUAAACAGGGAGUGUUUGUACGCGGUAGCCAUCAGUUAGACACCGGAUCAACUCAUGGCUUAUGGAAUAAAAAUGCCGUGCCUUACUACCUUGACCCUGUAUAUAAUGAAACGGAAGCCAGCAUUAUAAGAAGAGCGAUCUACAACGUAAUGCAUCAGAUGAACUAUUGUGUGACCUUUGUGGAAGUGUCACUUUCGAGUCCGACAUAUAAGGUUCACAUUACUCCCCUGACUGGAAACAGCAGAAAUAGCCCUCCACAUGCCUUAUGUUUUACAAGCCCAGGGAUUGAUCCCCAAACAAAAGCCACAUCUGAAGAGCAGAUUUUGUCGGUUGCUCGUGGGUCCCAAGGAUGUCUGGACGGCACAUUGCGGAGCGUGAUGCGGCUUAUAGUUCUGGUACUUGGUCGGCGCAAUGAACACCAGCGAUCGGACAGGGAUCAAUACAUCACGGUUUAUUCCGAAAACGUUACGUACCCGGCAGCUUUCAACAAAUAUCAUUCUGGACAAGCGUUUUGGAAUUUAUUUCCAUAUGAUCACUGUAGCAUUACGCAUGUUUUUCCGAGCGAUUUUGCAAGGCCAGGAACAGUGUCCUUUAACUUGAUUGAGCCGUCAGCAUCCAUUCCGAAAACCGACCAGCUCAGUUUCACUGACUGCAGGCUUUUGAGCUUGCUCUAUGGUUGUGACCCUACGAAAUGUCCGCAGAAACCUCACUGCAGUCCCAGUCCCUCGACAACGAGCAAGGAAAAUGUAACGGAGAGUUCCAACGAGCACGAGUUUUCCCGUUCGACACUUUCUGUCGAAGAACGAACCACAUCAGGCUUUAGUGCCACGACCGGCACCCGCUCCAGUGCCACAAGUUCGCCCUCACAGGCAGCGAAUACUACACGUAGUUUAGUGGCAAACUUGAUAACCAGCGAUGGGAUGACUUCCACCGGAACUUAGAACUCGGCUCAGGAUACGCGACUACGCUUCCCGCUCUGCUAGGAAACAGCACCGUAACAUCGAGCACCGGAACCAGUGUUAUUCUGGCUACCAGCACAUCCGGAACCAUCGGCAAUUUUACCGAAGCAGAGUUAGCUGUAUCAACUGGUGUGCCAACUACCGCUCCAGUGCCCGUUAUACAGAAUACACAGUUCGGGAACGCAACUUAGAAUCCUGCGACAGUGGGGAAAUUUCAGAUUCGAUGUCUGCAACGUAACCUUCUCCCAUCGAUAUUUUUAACUUGUUGCGCGGUGUUCUGUGCAAUAAGUACAGAUAACUUAGCACGAUGUCUUCAUACUGCUGCAGUUGGUUAAUUAGUGACGUCUACGAAAGAGUGUAAACGCGUGACUUUACUUUAGUACGAACCCUUAUGUUAAUACAUUAACGCACUCGCAGUUGUGCACUGCUAACGUUUUUAAAGCAAAAUCAUGAAUUUCACUCGCAGCAUUCCUGAUUAGCGAUUCAAGGAAUCUUUAAAAAUGGUUGUGUUAGCCACAAUGAAGAGAGACGACAGAAUUAAUGUCGUGCACCACGGUACCGGGG
This is a messenger RNA of Paramacrobiotus metropolitanus, 1691 nucleotides long. RefSeq names its product astacin-like metalloprotease toxin 3. The transcript is spliced from 9 exons. The record is from RefSeq and is a predicted model, not a curated record. Bases 108 to 1109 code for a protein of 333 amino acids. Gene Ontology annotation, molecular function: metalloendopeptidase activity; zinc ion binding. Gene Ontology annotation, biological process: proteolysis. Lineage: Eukaryota; Metazoa; Tardigrada; Eutardigrada; Parachela; Macrobiotidae.